Trametes versicolor FP-101664 SS1 is the source of this 1467-nucleotide messenger RNA. RefSeq lists its product as uncharacterized. Lineage: Eukaryota; Fungi; Basidiomycota; Agaricomycetes; Polyporales; Polyporaceae. The transcript is spliced from 5 exons. The coding region runs from base 1 to 1467 and encodes 488 amino acids. The record is from RefSeq and is a predicted model, not a curated record.
AUGAAGCCUCAGCCAGCGCCAGCCGCAGCGGCGCUCCGUCCAGAGGCCCCACCCGCCCCCAAGGCGUCGUCGACCCAGGCUAACCCACAAGGUGGCGGUGGUGAACGCAACAAAGCUAAUGCAGGGAACGCUUCAAUCCCUGGAAAGGACAAGGGACCCACUGAGACCCCGCAGGCGAACACGCGGACAGGCCCGACGCAAAGUGCGACAUACACUCCUGCGAAGUCCGUGAGCGCGUCCUGGGAACAGGUCGGCCAAUACGCGCUCAACGCCAGCAUCCUUUCCGGACGGUUUGAGGACCUGCGGAUCCUCGCGUUCUCAGGGCGCAUCCCACCCGACCGCGUCGGUGCCCCGCGGGUAUUGUAUGCCAACAGCAGGCUGGUUGCGAGUGCUCUACCGAACGUCUUCCAAUACGAAGGGCUCAAUGAGGUGCCAGACACAGAAUUAGCAGCACAUGAAGACAUCCUGUACUCGGCUGCGAACUUCGACUACAGCGACGAUAGCGACCUGGACGACCUUGAACCUGAAGAGGCCGAGAAGGAACGAACGACAAGCGCACGUCGUGCUCGAGACGUGAAAGGUAACAGAGCUGAACGCGUCCCGGGCGACACAGUCGCGUCGGAUCCACCACGGUCGACUCGAACUCCACCGACAACGCACUCUACCAACGAACGCGACCAGACAAAACCCGAGGCACAAAGCAAAGCGGCGCAUUCAUCGGCGGAGUCCGCUGCGUCUUCAGCCCGUGCUCCUAGUCCCGCCGACACCGACGACUUCGUGUCCGUAUCCGAGACGGCGACACCACAACAAGAACAAGAGCACAGACGGGAAGGUGAUAGGCAGAAACAGACAGCCAAGCAGCCCGAGGUCAACGUCGGUGCAACGCCGUCCUCUCGCCCCGCAGCGAACGGGCAGCGUACUAUCGUUGCGACCGACACAGCCUAUCGCACAUGGCGCGCUGUCGUGUUCUGGGCCUACACAGGUCGGAUCGCGUUCGCCCCCUUGCGAUCUCAGGGUUUGCCGUUCGCCCCAAUGGACCUCGACGACGACCCGUCCCAGCUGCCGAUCUGCUCGCCGAAGUCGGUGUACCGGCUCGCGAUAAAGUACGGCAACAAGGAGCUCGAACAGCUUGCUGGAAACGAUAUCGCGUCCAAGCUGUCGACGCAGAAUGCGCUCACUGAGCUGUUCUCGCGCUUCACCUCCAGGCAUCCCCAGAUCCAGGAGAUGGAGCUCAACUUCGUCCUCCUGUACCUCAAGCACCCGGACAUCACCGUGCGCCUGCCGACCUGGAUCGACCGCUUCGCGCGCGGGGAGCUGCCGGAGUGUGCGGACACUUUCGGGCGGCUGAUACACAAGCUCGCGUGUGCGGCGACUGCCCCGCCCUCUGGACGGAAUGACUGUCCCCGGGGGUGCGCGAUGGCGACCAUCCAGCACCGGUGUGGUAUGUGUGGGACUACUUUCAUCUGA